AGCGGUGCAUUUCGGGACGUGUAGUUUUCCCGCGGCGUUGUAGCUGUCGUGUGUGCCGGCUGGUUCCUCCGCGGCCCGGAGCUCAGGACAGUGAGACCUGGCCCUCCAGCUGGCUCUCUUCCUAUGCCUGUCUGAGUGGCCUGCACUGACCAGGAGUGAACUCCUAGUUGAUCCAACAUGAAUUGGAAGGCUCUUGAACACAUGCCCCUGCUCCUGUAUAUCCUGGCAGCGAAAACAUUAAUUCUCUGCCUGGCAUUUGCCGGAGUCAAGAUAUACCAAAGGAAAAGAUUGGAAGCAAAACAGCAAAAACUGGAAGCUGAAAGGAGGAAGCAGGCCGAGAAGAAGGAUAACUAACGGGAGAGGAAAAGAUUGAGAAAGCGGCCCACCCUGUCCCUGGUGAAGAGCAGAACUGGACUUGAAUCCCGGUGGCACAUUCCAUCACAGGGUCUCGCCCUGGCUGCACCGGGUCAGAAUGGAGGAAGGGCGCUGCAGGAAGCCCUGGUCCUCACCCCAGGUGGGGACCCUCCUCUCAUCACGCACUGCUCAGGGGUCCUCAGUGAGCUUCACCUCGCAGAAGAAGUUACUGUUAUGAAACCUUGCCUUUAAAAAAAAAAAGAUGUUUUAUUGACUAAAACGCAGGAGUAGGCACAAGACAAGUUCCCUGGUGGCUUAAGGAUCUGGCAUUGUCACUGCUGUGGCUCUGGUAGCUUCAGCGGUGUAGGUUUCAGCCCUGGCCGUGGAAUUUCCAGUGCAGUGGGCGUGGCCCCCAAAAGGGGCGGGGAAUAGGCGCUAGAGAGCACCUUGAAAUUAAAAAGGGUGAGGGAAGGCAGUUUCCAUUGGAAUGCUCUUUGGAUUUCUGUUCCACACGGAGUCUUCACUUUGUGUGUUAAACCCCAAAGAGGAAGAAAAGAUUAGGUGUGGGAUCUAAACCCUUCUGACCUCACACAAACUUAAGUAGAGGCCGGUGAGGUAUAGGGAUGUGUAGCUCACACUGCUGAGCCUGGAACAGACCUGCCUGGGCUGGCAGCUUAUUAGAGCUUGGCCUUGAGCCCCCUUUUAAACAAAAGGACUUUAGAUGAAAAGAAAUAGUGCUGCUAAAAAUACAUUCAUUAAUAGAUAAACCUCAGUUGUUACCGUUGGUGAAGUCACUUAGGCUGAACAGAAAGGUUAAUGCUGAGCAGGUAAAACAUUCACAAUUAUUCUGUCAGACAUGUCACACUUACCCCUUUGGUCUUCCC
Molecule: messenger RNA, 1238 nt
Organism: Phacochoerus africanus (Common warthog)
Lineage: Eukaryota; Metazoa; Chordata; Mammalia; Artiodactyla; Suidae
Gene: SMIM11
Product: small integral membrane protein 11
Exons: 4
Coding region: 178-354 (58 amino acids)
Source: RefSeq, a predicted model, not a curated record